Vombatus ursinus (common wombat) is the source of this 864-nucleotide messenger RNA. Its product is annotated as carbonyl reductase [NADPH] 1-like. Gene Ontology annotation, molecular function: carbonyl reductase (NADPH) activity. The transcript is spliced from 3 exons. The record is from RefSeq and is a predicted model, not a curated record. Lineage: Eukaryota; Metazoa; Chordata; Mammalia; Diprotodontia; Vombatidae. The annotation marks the transcript as partial.
AAUGCUGGGAUAGCCUUCAAAGCUGGUGAUACCACGCCCUUUCCUAUUCAAGCUGAGGUGACUCUGCAAACCAACUUCUUUGGCACCAGAGCUGUAUCAUCAGAGUUAUUGCCUCUGAUAAAACCCCAAGGUAGAGUGGUGAAUGUCUCCAGCAUGGCGAGUUUACGUUAUCUUAAAAACUGCAGCCCUGAACUACAGCAGAAGUUUCUGAGUGACACAAUCACAGAGGAAGAGUUGGUGGGGCUCAUGAACAAGUUUGUAGAAGAUGCGAAGAAGGGAGUGCAUGAGAAGGAAGGCUGGCCUACCAUGGCUUAUGGAGUGUCCAAGAUUGGAGUCACUGUCUUGUCGAGAAUCCACGCCAAGCAGCUGAAUGAGCAGAGGAAAGGUGAUAAUAUCCUUCUGAAUGCUUGCUGCCCAGGAUGGGUGAAAACUGACUUGGCAGGACCCAGGGCUCCCAAAAGUGUAGAGGAAGGGGCUGAAACCCCAGUUUAUCUGGCUCUUUUACCUCCUGGUGUCACAGAACCUCAUGGCCAGUUUGUAUCAGAGAAAAUGGUUGAAAAGUGGGAAGUUUAAUUUGUGAAUCCAUUCUAGUAAUACUUGAGUGUUACACAUCUUGGAUUUGAUUUUUAACUUUGCAUUUAGAAAGAAAUAAAAAUUACAGUACAUUUUGUGCCUUUACUAAUUGUCACAGCUAAUUCCUAUAAGGUGUUCUCUUUGAAUUGCCUACAAAUUAUGUGAGAGAUUUUGUAAUGAUUUGUAAUGACUCAAUAUUUGUGAUAGAGGAAAAACAUGCAAAAUUCAGAUUGUUUAAAUGGAAUAAAAAGUUUUCAAAAAACUACCAAUAAAUCAUUAAGUACUCUGAAA